AGCUGCGUAGCUGUUUGCAUUGUAGCCUGCCAGCUGCGCAUUUGCGAUGGCUCGGCCCAGUCUGCGUCUCUUUUGGGCAGCGGCUGUGGCACUCCCAGUCGUCAUCGGCGAUGGAGAAAUCUUCCUCAGCUCCAGUUCUUCCACUUCUUCAGCGCCAGUGUCAUCUGAUUGGACUGCGAGCAAUGUAACCUAUGACUGCAACCCAUACGAGGGCCAAGAGUUCUUGAUCUUCGGCAACGGCAAUGGCAUCACAUCAGGUUCGUGCUAUGCCAGCUGGGACCUCCAUGAGAUCCAACUCUGGGAUGAGAAUGGUGUUCAGAUUCAGAAUCUGGGAGCCGUUUCCCUCACCGGCUCGGAUAAUGGCUAUGAAGCCUGGAAAGCCGUUGAUGGAACCGAGAGUGAGUUUUGGGCAGGCGACCAUGAUGUAGGCAUGAGCUGCAGUUGCUGGAAUUCUGGGAAGCUGGAUGGACAAGCAAUUCGAAUCCAAUUGCCGGGCUGGAAGAAAGUCUCCAAGAUCACGCUGACGCAAGGUGGAGCUGGUAAUGCAUGGGCCAUUUCUGAGAUCCGAAUCCACUGUGGCACCAGCUAUCAGUCAAACCCGUUGCGUUCGCAGAUUUCUUUCGGCUACACGGACAUUGAGUGCAAUGACAAUGGUUGUCAGACAACUCGCAUGGACCCUGCCUACUACCACACAUGUAACAUGGUGUCGAGAGCGUCUUCAUGUUGCCUCAUUAUGACCGCGCUUUUGCUGGGCUGCUCGGCUGUUUUCUGGUGA
Messenger RNA from Cladocopium goreaui, 775 nucleotides. Lineage: Eukaryota; Dinophyceae; Suessiales; Symbiodiniaceae. The record is from the annotation of a GenBank genome assembly.